Molecule: messenger RNA, 1108 nt
Organism: Westerdykella ornata
Lineage: Eukaryota; Fungi; Ascomycota; Dothideomycetes; Pleosporales; Sporormiaceae
Exons: 1
Coding region: 52-960 (302 amino acids)
Source: RefSeq, a predicted model, not a curated record
CUUCAUUCCUCCAAGAACUCGCCUCCAUACACAGCCGCACGAAAACCCAACAUGGACAGCCCCAGGCAAGAACAAUCUUCCGUGAAUGAACUCGAGUAUGCAGAUAUACUUGCACGCGUGAUGAUGCGGAACCGGACUGCGGAGAGAAUCUACAAUACCCACGUGAACAAGGCCAAGGAAGCACACAACCAGCCAGAAACUGCAAUCGUCAGAAAGGAGCAAGAGCAAGACCGCGAAAAAAGCACCACUCAAGAAGCAGAACAUCCCAAGCGUCCCGAACACUGCAUCCCAACCACUUCUACUCCAACAACACACCCUCAGCUUCAACCCGCUACGCACACCAAACAAUCUCCAUCGCAAAAGCGAAAAUCCGAGAACGACAGCCCCUUAAAACCCGAGGCAAAUAAAAAGGCCAGAACAAAUGCGAGCACGGGUGCUCCGAAGCAAGCAUCCUCACUCACCCACGGCGAAGUCGCAACCCAAUACCACCACGACCGCAUAUACGCUAAAUACGUGCCCCUUGACCAAUUCCUAUCAACCCUACCAGCCCACUUCUGGACAUCCGAGGAUCCUCAGGCUUUCUCCCGUGCAGAAUUCGAUCGCUGCAUGACAAAGCCAACCUUGGAAAAGCAGCUUCACGCCUCCACGGAAACGGGCCCGGGCCGCGGCGGCGAGAGCAGUACCAAGUCCACUGCGCAGUCCUCUUCCAGAAGCAAGGAGACUUUGCCUAGCCAGAGCAGUACUGUCGAAGAUCCGCGGAUGGGGACACUGUCGGAUGCUGUUAUUGAUGCGCGGGCGGUGCUGCAGCACAUGCGUGACAGUGUGAUAGAGUUGCGAGGGAAGGCGGCGGAGUUCCAACAACAGGCGGAGAGGUUGGAAAGGGAUAUAGUGAAGAUGGAGCGGAAGAUGGGGGAGAUCGAGGAAGGGGCUGGGUUGCCUGGCUUAGCGUGGGAGGAGUGAAGGAGCAUAGAUUGAAGAAGUCAUGAUUCCCGCCCUACGCUGAAGAAUCUCGGAUGGGGGUCGAUGAUGAGGGAGCUACGGUCCGAUUGGCAUACUGAGCAUCUCUAUAAAUAUAUCAGUAGAGAAAACGGAUUUAAAUGCUUGAAGG